GUGCAUUGUUAUCUCUCUCUCUCUACCCAUCUAUUCACAGAUAAUAUCGCUAUAUUAAUGUCUUAUUCUUUCACAAACAUUUAAGCGUGUAAUUUCCAGUCUGAGUUAAAUUUUCAAUCAGUUCUUGGGAAAACAAAAUAAGUAGAGCAGGCAGUGUUUAGUAAGCAUAGCGCUGUUUCCCAAAGAAAAAAGAAAGACUUUCACGUUCACCGACGAUAAUGGAUAUGGAUUCUUCUUCUGAGAACUGGCUUGGCUUCUCACUUUCCAAUAUCAACAGCAACAACAACAACAAUAGCAGCAUUAACUUGCCUUCUAAUAAUGCUUCAGAACUUUGCCUCUGCCAAUCUUUCAACUCCAACCCUAAUAGUGGAGUGGAAGAAAAUGGAAAAGGUGCUGAUGCUCCGCCAAAGCUUGAGGAUUUCUUGGGAGGAUCUUCUAGCAUUACUGCUGCAGCUAAUGAAGUGUGUUGGGAAAAUCCAGCAACUACUACUACUACCACUAUAUGCGAAUAUGGCUCUGAGUUGAAGACCAUAGCAGCUAGUUUUCUAUGUAGCUUUUCUGCUGAUCAAAAUAAUUCGCAGAAUAAGCAGUUGGCUGUGGUGGCGCUGCCGCCGGCUAAGAAGACGGUCGAGACCUUUGGACAACGCACCUCUAUUUACAGAGGUGUUACUAGACAUAGAUGGACAGGAAGAUAUGAAGCUCAUUUGUGGGAUAAUAGUUGCAGAAGAGAAGGACAAAGUAGAAAAGGAAGGCAAGUUUACUUAGGUGGUUAUGAUAAAGAAGAGAAAGCAGCUAGAGCUUAUGAUCUUGCUGCACUCAAGUAUUGGGGUCCGACCACCACCACUAACUUUCCGGUAUUGAACUAUGAGAAGGAGCUAGAAGAAAUGAAGAGCAUGACAAGGCAGGAGUUUGUUGCUUCUCUUAGAAGGAAAAGUAGUGGCUUUUCAAGGGGAGCCUCCAUCUACAGAGGCGUCACAAGGCACCACCAACAUGGUAGAUGGCAAGCAAGAAUCGGAAGAGUGGCAGGAAACAAAGAUCUCUAUCUUGGAACCUUUAGCACCCAAGAGGAAGCAGCAGAGGCCUAUGACAUUGCUGCAAUCAAAUUCAGAGGACUCAAUGCGGUGACGAAUUUUGACAUUAGCCGUUACGACGUUAAAAGUAUCGCCAGUAGCAAUCUCCCUGUUGGAGGGAUGAACAGUAAAUCAAAAACCUCAUCAGAAUCUGCUUCUGAAAGUAGUAAAAAUGUUGAAGCAAACCGAUCAGACGAUCGAGAUCGAGAUAGAGAUAUUUCCUCUGCUACCUCUGCUCCAUUUUCCUCUCAAGCUCCAAAUAUGGUCAACCUUGGUUUCGGACUGCCUAUCAAGCAAGACUCUUCCGAUUUCUGGUCAAUCCUGGGAUACACUAAUGAUCAAAACAACGGUAGUAAAAACCCUAGUGCAAAUGCAACGUUCUUUCAUGGUCCGCCUGAUGGUACGACUAUUCAAGCACAAGGUGCAACACUUUUCAGCAUGGAUCUCCCUGCUACUACAACCUCUCUGAAUGAAGUCAACAAUAAUCAAGUCAUAUUCAAUGAAGAAGAGUACUAUCAGCAGCAACAAAGUGGUAGUUGUAGCACAAUAACUUCAGUUCCUAGUGACAUAAGCAUGGCCUUAAACAGCAAUGCCACUGCUACUACUACUACUCUUGAUGGCUCCAAUUUUGGUAAUUGGAUGCCGCCACCACUUCAUUCAUUCCAGGCUACUGCAAAGAACAACCUAGCACCAUUUCAGACCCCAAUUUUUGGCAUGGAAUAAUGGAAAAUAAGUGGAGGGAAAAUGAAAAGACAAGAGAAGAAUUGAAGUGGUGUACUUUUCCCUCUCUGUUUUGAAUGGUUUUUUGUCACUUACCCAAGAAGUGGGUUGGUCAAAAAAGGUGGUAUUGGUGAAAUUUACUUUUUUGCAUGGGUAAGAAAAGUGGGACGUACAAUCAUUUCACAGCAACUAAAGCAGAGAUGGCAGGGUGCUAACUGAAUCUUUUUGAUUAGUUGUUUCUUUAGUCCUUUACCUUUUUUUACUUUUUGCUUGUUUCACUGACAUGAGUUAUCUAUAACUAGAUAAUCCCUUAUUGUACAUUCCCGUCAGCAACAAUUUCAUUUCAAUCAAAUUUCUUACCCCUCA
Nicotiana attenuata is the source of this 2156-nucleotide messenger RNA. Its product is annotated as AP2-like ethylene-responsive transcription factor AIL5. The transcript has 9 exons. Gene Ontology annotation, biological process: regulation of DNA-templated transcription. The record is from RefSeq and is a predicted model, not a curated record. NCBI's taxonomy places the organism in Eukaryota, Viridiplantae, Streptophyta, Magnoliopsida, Solanales, Solanaceae. Bases 219 to 1793 code for a protein of 524 amino acids. Gene Ontology annotation, molecular function: DNA-binding transcription factor activity; DNA binding.